AUGAAAAAAAACGCGAGGAGAACUGGAAGACCUGUAAAAGUUUUGAAGUCUGGCCUGUUUGUUUCUCCUAACAUUCCUAUUUUGGGUUGUUCACCUGAUGCAAAGGUCAUUGAUUUAAGCAAAGAAAUAUCUGACAUCAAGAUCGAUGAGAACGAAGUCUUGGUUUCCUUCGAUGUUGUAUCAUUGUUCACCGCGAUCCCUGUUGACAAAGCAUGUGAUUACAUCAAGAUCAAACUGGAACAGGACGCCUCUCUUCCAUCCAGAACAAAUUUGGACAUCAAUGACAUAAUAUCACUCCUUCAAUUUACCCUGUCCAACAACUAUUUUAUGUUCAAUGACAGAAUCUAUAAACAAGUACACGGAUGCACUAUGGGCAGUCCAGUUAGCCCUGUAGUGGCCAAUCUUUGUAAGGAAGAAAUCGAGGAAAGUGCGAUUAACAGUUCAUCCGUCCCUCCUAAAAUUUGGAAACGUUAUGUCGAUUACAGCUUCUGCAUCAUCAAAAAAGACAAUGUGCCAGCUUUCCAUGACACAUUAAAUUCAAUUGACGCAAACAUCUCUUUCACCAUCGAAAUUGAAAGUGACAAUAAGAUCUCGUUUCUCGACACUUUGGUCACCCGUAGAAAUGGUACCAUCGCUGUCGAUGUUUAUAGAAAGCCUACGCACACAGACAGAUAUCUAGAUUACAAUUCUCACCAUGAUAAUAAACACAAGGCCAGCACAGCAGCAACUCUUCUACACAGAGCCCUAAAGCUACCCAACUCCUCCGAAGGAAAAGAACGAGAACUUAACCGAGUUUAUUCAGCACUUGAAUCUAAUGGUUAUCCAUCGAAUUUCAUUAAAAACAUCCAGGCCAACAAAACCCAACGCUCAACAGUGUUGUCCCCGGAGGAACUUGUUGGAACAUUUUUCAAGAUGGUCGAGGGGUCCAAAUCACGCAAGUCGUUCGCCUCUCUUCCAUACAUUAAAGGCGUAACAGAACCUCUAACUCGUGUCCUCCAAAAAUAUGACAUUACAGUGGUGAACAAACCGCUCAUCACCCUUCAACAACAGUUCUCAGCCCCAAAAUUUUGA
Messenger RNA from Pocillopora damicornis (cauliflower coral), 1071 nucleotides. RefSeq lists its product as uncharacterized. The record is from RefSeq and is a predicted model, not a curated record. NCBI's taxonomy places the organism in Eukaryota, Metazoa, Cnidaria, Anthozoa, Scleractinia, Pocilloporidae.